AUGAAUAGUUAUAAAUACUUAUUUAUAAUAUUAUUAUUUAAAUUUUUAAUUGUAAUCAUUCAAUGUCAACCAACUAUUGAAUGUCAAGGUGAUUAUCAAUGUGGUGUUCAGCCACAAGCUCUAUGCUACAAGGGUUUGAAUAUAUUGCCUGGAAUCGGUCUUGAUGAAACCAAUCAGAGAGUGGUGAUCGUCGGUAAGUUCAAUGGAAGUUCCAAUGCACCGUCGAACGUCAACAACGUUAUUACUGUGCCGUUUGGAGGUGGUAAACCAUCGAUUCUCUUCCCAAUCACUACGGAUUUGUCUGGCGGACCUGGAUACAGCAUGGUGCUCGGACUGUAUGGAUAUCUACGUCAGACAAACACUCCAUACAUCCACAACAGCCAGAGAGCAGCACCGGUAGUCGGACCGUACCACGGUGGUGACACCUCCAUUCCCAACGUCUGGUAUAUUCGUGGUUACAAUCUCGGUCUCUACUUUGACGAGGUGAACAAGCGAACUUUCUACUGCGACUGGAAUCUGCAUCGCGUUUCCAACAUCCCAAAGACGGUCGAUGAGAAGAACGCCGGCGACACCAUCAUGUUGGACGGAUCCUACCAGAACAAUCGUUGUAACUUCCUCGGUCUAAAAGACACCAAUCUGCUCUACGUAGUGCAAGUCGACUACGCCAACACCGUUGUUACAAACAUCUCCAAGAUUCCCGUCGGUUGUAACAAUUGUUCAUUGUCCGAAUUGAAAUUUGUACUCUCGGUGCCGGUCGAAGCAGGUUCCUUUGUGAUGAGCAACACCCAUUUCUACCUGGGAAUGAAACCUACUUGGUCAUCGAACACCAGCAGUGGAAUCAUGCAGAUUCCAAUCAAUGGCGGUCCAUCAAAGAUGUUGACAAACGAUCCUGUUGUCAGCAUGGCACUGGAUUCCGCCAACACCCGUAUCUUCUACACAACGACCAACAACGAAGUGAAAUCGGUCGGACCGUUGGGUUCAUCGACACCGGCAGUCAGUGUGUUGUACCAGUCGGCAGCGUCACCUCUCAAUCGAUGUGCAUGCGCUCCAGGCUUUACAGGUGACCAAUGUCAAACGUGUUACAACGGUAAAGUACGAUACUUGAGCAACGGCACACCCCAGUGCGUAGCUCUACUCGCAGAUGGUCGUCCUUCGAAUUGCAUCUUUGAUUACGAAUGCGGUAAUGUCCCAAUGGCUUAUUGCGAUGGUAUAUGUGCAUGUAGAACUAAUUUUACCGGUAGUUUUUAUAAUUAA
This is a messenger RNA of Heterostelium album PN500, 1254 nucleotides long. RefSeq lists its product as uncharacterized. The record is from RefSeq and is a predicted model, not a curated record. Lineage: Eukaryota; Evosea; Eumycetozoa; Acytosteliales; Acytosteliaceae. The transcript is spliced from 2 exons. Bases 1 to 1254 code for a protein of 417 amino acids.